AUGCCACAAACGGUUUACAUAACACUACUUGGGAAACAAGGAGUUGGAAAAACUUCCACAGACAAUAGAUUUCAUUUUGGAAAAUUUAUUGAACAUUACAAUCCACCGAUUAGUACUUCCGAGAUACCAAAUCGCGUUUUAAAAGUUUUAGACCAUGACAUCAGUGUUGAAGUUUUGGAUGUUGUUGGUGAUGACGAAUUUUCUUUUGGAGAAUACGACUUUAUUAAAAAGGGUGAAGGGUUUAUAUUGUUUUACGCCAUAAAUUCAAAAAAGUCAUAUUUGCAAGUUCAAAGCAAAUAUAACAAAAUACUUCAAAUCAAAGAUAUGAUGGAAGAAGAACUCCCACAGAAGUAUUGUCUUGUUUUAUGUGGUAAUAAAAUUGACUUGUCUUGUGAACGAACUGUUGAAAAAGGCGAUGGACAAGAUUUGGCAAAUAAACUUAAUGCUACAUUUUUCGAAGUUUCCGCUAAAACUGGUGAACGAGUUGAUGAGAUGUAUAAUCACAUCGUCUAUAGUGUUUUUUUGGAAAAACAAAAAGAUUUUAAUACCAUCAAAAAGAAGAAGAAAAAAUGCAUUUUAAUGUAA
This is a messenger RNA of Entamoeba invadens IP1, 585 nucleotides long. RefSeq lists its product as hypothetical. Gene Ontology annotation, molecular function: GTP binding; GTPase activity; GDP binding. Gene Ontology annotation, biological process: signal transduction. The record is from RefSeq and is a predicted model, not a curated record. Gene Ontology annotation, cellular component: plasma membrane. Bases 1 to 585 code for a protein of 194 amino acids. The transcript has a single exon. NCBI's taxonomy places the organism in Eukaryota, Evosea, Mastigamoebida, Endamoebidae.